AGCAGUGGAAUCAACGCAGAGUCCAAGUUGCCACUAACCAACCAUGUGCCAGCCUGUUAAUUGCUUUUUUUGACCAAUAAGAAUGAUGGAAAUGGCUAACAGCAGCAAUAAUCUAAUAAAUAUACAGCAGCCAAUUGUGGACCCUCACUGCGCCAUUGCUCUGGCCUCUGUGCAUACUGUAUAACAUUUUAUCAUAUUAUUCAUUAUAUAAUAUAUUAAUUUCAAUGCAUUCAGUUUAAUAGGAAACGUUAUGUCAAACCACACCGAAACGUUGCUGCUGCUGAAUAAACAUUCAAAAAGAAAAUUAUCUUUAGACAGAAAAGCGUAAAAAGAAAUUAGCAUUGGUGACAUUUGCUAUUAUAUAUUUAGCGAUUGCAGCUUCAUCUUCAGUGAUAGCACCCUUUCAUCCUACCGAGGUACGACCUGCUUGAAAGUUCAAAUUUAAAAUGCAAUUUCUUGGAUAAUUUAAUCGUGGACAAAUCGAGAGCUGUUGUCGAAUUUGACCGGAUCGGAUUUAAACUCGCUCUCAAACAUUCUUGGCAUAUCUAGGCCCCCGGGCACUUAUAUGAUGAACGUUGCAUAUUUGUCGACUUUUAACACAUAUCCCUGUCUCAAAUAUUAUAAUCGUUAUGGUUUUAUUCUACUGUCAUAAAACAGGAAACACGUGUGACCAACGUCACCAAAUCAAGGUACAUCUAAUUAUUAAAAUUUUCCGGGGGAGCAUUCUUCUAAUCUUGUCGGUUACGAUCAUUGUUUACGCUUUGACGUUUGGCCUUACAAUUCGCCUUUUUGGCGUUCUUACCCCCGUCCAUAGGCUCGUAAGACACGAAAUAAUUUAUUGUCUUUAUAUAAAUGAACCAAAUACAAACUUUUCUGUAAUAUUCAUAAUUACUAAAUAUCGACAAAGUCGCCCUAAAAAUCAUUAACGUUCGAAACAAUUUCUUUGACCGAUCAUCGACAGGCACAAAUUAUGUUUAUCGACAACACCGAAACGUCUCCGUUGUUGAAUGAACAUCCAGAAAGGCAAUUAUCUUCAAACAGCGAAAAGCGUAGAAAGAAGUUCAUAUUAGUGACAUUUGCUAUUAUUUACGUAACGGUGUCAGCUUCAUACUCUGUGAUUGCACCAUUUUAUCCGACGGAGGCAAAAACUAAAGGUGCCGACAGCUUUUUUAUUGGUCUGAUCUUUGGAAUGUUUGCUUUAACAAAUGUCAUUAUCUCACCAAUUGUUGGCGCAUAUCUUCCCACCAUUGGUGUUCGAUUCUUUUUAUUUAAUGGUCUUUUGGUAAUUGGGGUUUCUGAAUUCCUAUUUGGAUUCCUAAACAAGAUGCCUUAUGGAACUAUUUUCAUAGUUUUUUCCUUUGUCAUUCGAAUCUUUGAUGGUGUCGGGGGUGCCAUGGCAAUGACUGCAUUAAUGGCUUUUUUGGCAAUGUGUUUUCCUGACAAUGUUGGGAGUGUAAUGGGUAGUUUGGAGUUAUUUUCAGGCAUUGGUCUAACUAUUGGACCUUUACUUGGUGGUUUUUUGUAUGAGUUUGGAGGGUUUGGAUUACCUUUCUUUGUUCUUGCUGGAUUACUUCUUGUCUCUUUACCUAUUGUAGUUUGUACGUUGCCUCAUGUUAGUGAAGAGUCAUCUUCAAAAGAUGAAGACAUUGAGACUAAACCAUCUCUUUGGAAAUUUUUAAAAAUUAUAGCUUUUGAUGUUAUAUUAUUAUCGAUAGUAUUUGGUGGAAUGGCUAUUGGUGUGGUUGAACCUACCCUUGCACCGCAUAUGAAGGCUAAGUUCAAAAUUCACAGUAGUACAAAGACUGGUCUGUUGUUUUUUACAUUAUGUGGAUGUUAUGCACUUUUCGCUCCCCUGUUUGGAUGGAUUGCUGACAAGACAAAUGCUAGAGUAGUGAUGACUCUGGGUAGUUUGGUUGCUGGAAUCAGUUUCUUGUUGUUGGGACCUGUUCCUUUUUCUUUUAUGCCAAAUAAGGUUUGGUUGGUCUGUGUCUCCUUGGGUUUGUUGGGAUUAUCUAUUGGUCCAAUGCUGGUGCCUGCCAUGGCUGAGAUGGAAAAUAUUGUCAAAGCUGAAGGUUUUCCAAUCGAUUUAGCUACACAUGGCGUUGUAUCUGGUGUAUUUGGUGCAGCAUUUAACAUUGGUUCAUUUAUUGGUCCUACAUUCAGUGGAGUCUUCAAUCAGUAUUUUUCAUUUCAUUGGCUUUGCACGGGUUUUGGCUGUCUGCUAUUCUUACAGAGCAUUCUUCUGUUGAUGUUGACAUUAUCAGGACGUUCUACUUUACCUAAAACAAUCCAAGAAGACAAUGUAGGAAAUCCUAAAGUUGUUGUGGCCAUCCAAACUUAAACCAUUGAGAGUAGGUCUGAAAUGUUAAAAAACAUUAGUCUCAUAAUGAUGAUAGUUAGGUGAAAGUAAUGUUUACUUGAUUAUGUCUUAUGUUUUAAGCCAGUUAUUUAAAGACUUCACCUCAGAGUGAAAUGGAGUACUCAUGUUAUGCUACUGAAAACUUAGAGGAUUUAUCCUCUCUACUUCUAUAAUGUAUUAAAAUAAUGUAAGCCAUUUCCAUAUUUUGCAAUGGUUGAGUUUCUA
Messenger RNA from Xenia sp. Carnegie-2017, 2584 nucleotides. RefSeq names its product MFS-type transporter SLC18B1-like. Bases 971 to 2341 code for a protein of 456 amino acids. Gene Ontology annotation, molecular function: transmembrane transporter activity. The transcript is spliced from 18 exons. The record is from RefSeq and is a predicted model, not a curated record. Gene Ontology annotation, biological process: transmembrane transport. Lineage: Eukaryota; Metazoa; Cnidaria; Anthozoa; Malacalcyonacea; Xeniidae.